AUGUCUGCCUCGAUCACCACAGAUGUCAGUAACUAUGAGGCUCGGGGAUACGGAGACUUAAGCCACACAAUGAAAGCCUUAACCUGGCAAGCAAAGAAUUCGGUGAAAGUUGUGGAGACGGCUCGCCCUAAGAUCAUCGAUGAAGGCGAUGUCAUCCUUAAAGUGACGGGCAGCACCAUUUGUGGGAGUGACUUGCACCUAUUCCAUGAGGCUAUCCCAGAUCUUCAGAAAGGUGAUAUUCUUGGUCACGAGUUCUGCGGUGUGGUCGCAAGCGUGGGGCCAGCGGUAAAGAAAGUUAAAGUAGGUGAUCGCGUCGUGGCGUCCUUUCAAAUUGCCUGUGGGGAUUGUUAUUAUUGCAAGAAGAAAUUGUCCUCAAUGUGUGAGAGGACAAAUUCGAGCGAAGCUGCAUGUCAGCUAUAUGGGCGUCGCACAGCUGGCAUGUUUGGAUACUCCCACUUCACUGGAGGCUUUGCCGGUGGUCAAGCGGAAUUUGUUCGCGUCCCAUACGGUGACGUAAACCUCCUUCAUCUGCCUGACGACGUUCCGGAUGAAAAGGGCCUUUAUCUUUCUGACGUGCUGGGAACAUCUUGGAACGCUGUUGUUGACACUGGGGUUGAAGAGGGUGACACUGUCGCAAUCUGGGGAGCUGGCCCAAUUGGGCAAAUGGCAGCUGAAUUUAGCUUCUUCAAUGGUGCUAAGAGGGUCAUACUUAUUGAUGGAGGGCUUGGAAAAUGGCGACUAGACUUUGUCAGGAAGAUUUUACCGAAUCUCGAGACAAUUGAGUAUACAAAUCUCGCUAAGGGCGAGUCUGUUGCCACAACUCUGAAGAAAAUGUGCGGCGGCCGUGGCCCUGAUGUGGCUCUGGAGUGCGCUGCAGGCGAGUACUCGAAAGGAUGGGCUCAUUACUUCGAAAGAUUACUCGGUUUGGAAACGGAUACAUCCGAGCUACUGAACGAGAUGAUUGUCUCUGUUCGUGGGUUCGGGCGUUGUGGUGUUACGGGUGUAUAUGCUGGUUAUUGCAAUCAUUUCAAUAUCGGUUCCCUGAUGGAGACCGGAAUUCAUCUCGCUGGCAAUGGACAAGCUCCUGUGCAAAAAUACUGGAAGCAGCUCCUGGAAUACAUUCAGCAGGACAAGAUCCACCCCCUGCAUAUGGUCACUCAUAGAUAUAAGCUCGAGGACAUGGAGACAGUCUAUGACUUGUUCAAUAAGCGCAACCCGGGUAUGCAGAAGGUUUUUAUCGAGACAAAGUUUUCAGCGCCUCCAUCGCCAGGUGCUCCUGCGUUGACAGUACUCUGA
Molecule: messenger RNA, 1296 nt
Organism: Penicillium maclennaniae
Lineage: Eukaryota; Fungi; Ascomycota; Eurotiomycetes; Eurotiales; Aspergillaceae
Product: zinc-dependent alcohol dehydrogenase
Exons: 5
Coding region: 1-1296 (431 amino acids)
Molecular function (GO): oxidoreductase activity; zinc ion binding
Source: RefSeq, a predicted model, not a curated record